AUGGGUAAAGGACAAUCUCGACAGAAAUACGCUUUAAUCACCGGUGCUUCCUCUGGCAUUGGCUACUCACUCGCCAGAGAGUUUAGCAAACGAGGCUACAAAGUCUUGGCCUGUUCUCCAGCAGAGGUAAUUCACCUUCAAGACGACUUGGUCGCCAAGUACGGGGUCAUCUCCAUACCAGUUGACAUUACAAACGCAGAGGACUUGCAGAAGUUGAAAAAGAGGGUCUUGGAAGAGACAUCAGGCUAUUUGGACGUGCUUUACAACAAUGCCGGGAUUGCAUUUGGCUCAUCGUGCAUCGAGAUGGAGGAGUCCAAAUUGAACAAGCUUUUCCAAGUUAACGUGUUGGGCCACAUCAACGCCACGAGGCAAUUGGCUCCAUAUGUCAUCAACGCCAAGGGGUCGAUUGUCUACACCAGCUCGGUGGCUGCGAGAGUACCUCUCGCAUGGACGAGUGUCUAUAGUGCAACCAAGGCGGCUAUCGACGCCUACGCGCAAACUUUGCAUGGCGAAAUGGCGCCGUUUGGAGUCAAGGUCCACAGUGUCAUUACGGGAGGAGUGCAGACUGCAAUCGCGGGUAGUCAGGACCUUGCACAGUUGGCGCAAGAAAAUGAAGGUUCAAUUUAUAAUGUUGACGGCGCGUUGGAGUGCCUUAUUGCCACGAGCAGGAUGGCUAUUGAUAGUCACUGUAGCCCCGACGCAUAUGCCAAGGAUCUCGUUGCAAAAGUGACCAAAAAGCUGAACAAGUUCAACUUGUAUGGCGGAUACAUGAGCUACUUGUUGCAUUUCAUCAGCCGUUUUUUCCCGUUGUGGUUGGUUGAGUUUCUCAUCCAAAGAUUUUUUAAGCAGCAUAUUGUGUUGAAAAACGUUGCCAAGAUGGUGAAGGCAAGGGACUUGCAAAAGAAGAAAAUCUUUGAAUGA
Molecule: messenger RNA, 921 nt
Organism: Lodderomyces beijingensis
Lineage: Eukaryota; Fungi; Ascomycota; Pichiomycetes; Serinales; Debaryomycetaceae
Source: the annotation of a GenBank genome assembly